Messenger RNA from Penicillium brevicompactum, 1080 nucleotides. Its product is annotated as guanine nucleotide-binding protein subunit alpha. Gene Ontology annotation, biological process: G protein-coupled receptor signaling pathway. The record is from RefSeq and is a predicted model, not a curated record. The transcript has 5 exons. Bases 1 to 1080 code for a protein of 359 amino acids. Lineage: Eukaryota; Fungi; Ascomycota; Eurotiomycetes; Eurotiales; Aspergillaceae. Gene Ontology annotation, molecular function: G-protein beta/gamma-subunit complex binding; G protein-coupled receptor binding; GTPase activity. Gene Ontology annotation, cellular component: heterotrimeric G-protein complex.
AUGGGCUGUUUAGUGUCAAAGCCCGCAGAGGCGGAUAAAGAAGCGCUUCAGCGCAACCAGCGCAUUGAACGGGGCAUAAAAAAUGACAAGAAGACACUGGAUCGCACGAUCAAAAUCUUGUUGCUGGGCGCCGGAGAGUCUGGCAAGUCCACGAUUAUCAAGCAGAUGCGAAUUAUCCACAGCCGCGGUUUUCCCGAGGAAGAGCGUCACCAAACUCGAGCAAUCAUCUAUUCAAACAUCGUCAUUGCUUUCAAGGUCCUGUUGGAUAUUAUGAACGCCGAGGAUAUUGACUUCGAGGACGAGACAAACACAAGGCCACUCGCGGAUUUAAUAGACAAGACAGAACCCGAUGUAGGGUCCGAUGAAGCUUUCUCGGAUCUAAAAGUGCGCGAUGCGAUGCGGUCAAUGUGGCAAGAUGGAGGUGUUCAGAAGGCUGUCGCCCGGGGGCAUGAGUUUGCUCUCCAUGACAAUCUGUAUUAUUUCUUCGAGUCCUUGGAUCGUAUAUUCGCACCAGGCUGGCUCCCCGAUAAUCAAGACAUGCUGCAGGCUCGAUUGCGCACCACGGGUAUCACAGAAACCCUCUUUGAGCUUGGCCAGAUGAACUUCCGAAUGAUGGAUGUUGGAGGCCAGCGAUCAGAGCGGAAGAAGUGGAUCCAUUGCUUUGAAGGCGUGCAAUGUCUACUAUUCAUGGUUGCUUUAUCUGGAUAUGACCAAUGUCUGGUUGAAGAUCAAAACGCCAAUCAAAUGCAUGAAGCUAUGAUGCUAUUCGAAUCCCUGGUCAACGGGGAGUGGUUCAAGCGCAAACCAAUCAUCCUCUUCCUAAACAAAAUUGAUCUGUUCAAAGGCAAACUCGCCAUCUCUCCCAUUUCAAAUCACUUCCCCGACUAUGCCGGCUCGGACACAGACUACGACGCCGCCGCAAACUACUUUGCAGACCGAUUCCGAGGCAUCAACCGCAUCCCAGACCGGGAAAUCUACAUUCACUACACUAACGCCACCGAUACAACGCUGCUACGAGCCACCAUGGACUCAGUACAGGACAUGAUCAUCCAAAAGAACCUGCAUAGCUUAAUACUAUAA